Messenger RNA from Raphanus sativus (radish), 1627 nucleotides. RefSeq names its product adenine nucleotide transporter BT1, chloroplastic/mitochondrial. Gene Ontology annotation, biological process: transmembrane transport. The transcript has 3 exons. Lineage: Eukaryota; Viridiplantae; Streptophyta; Magnoliopsida; Brassicales; Brassicaceae. The record is from RefSeq and is a predicted model, not a curated record. The coding region runs from base 234 to 1424 and encodes 396 amino acids.
CCCAAAUAGGGCAAAAAAAAAAACGGACUGCUUAAAACCCUAAGCUUAACUAAAGAGACGACGACCCUUUUGACUGUGAGAGAGACAUAACAUACUCUCUCUUUCUCUCGUCUCUUCACACGUUUCUCGUCACACCCCAUCUUCGGAAAGUUCGUUCCUUUCUUUUUUUCUUUUUCUCUGUGUUAAAGUUCCUCACUUUCAGACAGCCAGAAGCUUCUUAUUGUCUGAGAGCUAUGGGGAAAACUGGAAUCCAGCUGUUUGACGAUUCAAGGAACGGUCUUUUCUCCGUUUCCGAUUUGGGAUGUGACUGGAGCUUAACCGGCGUUAACCACCACCACCACCACUCAAUUGGUGCCCUCUUCGCCAGCGUCAACCAAACCAAUCCAUUGGGAUCCGGGUUCGGUUCCGGAUCCCUCUCUUCUCCGGAUCCUUCCCACACCUUAUCCGCACAGCUCAAUGGGAAAGUGGAAGAGUGGGAAGAAGAAGUAAUUAAUGGCGAGAAGACGAAGAAGAAGAAGAAGAAUGGUGGUGGUGGUGGGCUGAAGCUGAAGAUAAAGGUCGGCAAUCCUUCCUUGCGCCGGCUAAUAAGCGGAGCCGUGGCUGGAGCCGUCUCGAGAACCGUGGUUGCUCCCUUGGAGACCAUCAGGACGCAUCUGAUGGUGGGAAGUGGCGGCAACUCCUCCACUGAAGUGUUUGGUGAUAUCAUGAAACAUGAAGGUUGGACUGGUCUCUUCAGGGGUAACUUGGUCAAUGUCAUUCGUGUCGCUCCUGCUCGUGCCGUCGAGCUUUUUGUAUUCGAGACAGUGAACAAGAAACUGUCACCAGAACAUGGAGAGCAAUCCAAAAUCCCAAUCCCAGCUUCAUUACUCGCUGGUGCUUGUGCUGGAGUUAGCCAAACUCUCUUGACUUACCCUCUCGAACUAGUCAAGACUCGUCUUACCAUUCAGAGAGGUGUUUACAAAGGGAUAUUCGAUGCAUUUGUGAAAAUCAUACGCGAGGAAGGACCCACAGAACUCUACAGGGGUCUUGCUCCUAGUCUUAUUGGAGUUGUUCCAUAUGCAGCCACCAACUACUUUGCAUACGACUCCCUUAGAAAAGCAUACCGGGGCUUUUCAAAGCAAGAGAAGAUUGGGAACAUUGAGACUCUUCUGAUAGGUUCUUUAGCUGGUGCACUAUCGAGCACGGCCACUUUCCCUCUCGAGGUGGCUCGGAAGCAUAUGCAGGUUGGAGCUGUUAGCGGGAGAGUUGUGUACAAGAACAUGUUGGAUGCUCUGGUGAGCAUACUUGAGCACGAAGGUAUUCUCGGUUGGUACAAAGGUCUUGGACCUAGUUGCUUGAAGUUGGUUCCUGCUGCUGGAAUCUCUUUCAUGUGCUAUGAAGCUUGCAAGAAGAUACUGGUCGAGAACAACAACCAAGAAGCCUGAGUUUUGGAAUUGCAUGGACUCUCUCAUGGCGAUUUUUUUGGGUUUUAUCAGAGCAACACAGUGCGUAUAUUAGGAUUCAUAGUUCUAAAUUUACACAAUUGAUGUUGAGGGGGAUUACGAAAGAUUUUCAUUUUUACAUUGUGUUGUUGGAUUCUAGACUGAUCUGUUUUUGAUUCUAAUAAGUUUUAUAUGAGUUUACAUAA